This is a messenger RNA of Knipowitschia caucasica, 597 nucleotides long. The record is from the annotation of a GenBank genome assembly. NCBI's taxonomy places the organism in Eukaryota, Metazoa, Chordata, Actinopteri, Gobiiformes, Gobiidae.
AUGCGUGGGCGAGGCUUGGACGAGGCUUCUGAUGAAGAGGACGAGGUUUCUGAUGAAGAGGAUGAAGCAGACUCUGGCUACGAAAGUCUCUCAGAGGAGGACGUCAGUGACGAGGAAGACGAAGAGACAGAGGGUGAAGAGGAAGACGAGGACACGGAGGGUGAAGAGGAAGACGAGGACACAGAGGGUGAAGAGGAAGACGAGGACACGGAGGGUGAAGAGGAAGACGAGGACACAGAGGGUGAAGAGGAAGACGAGGACACGGAGAGUGAAGAGGAAGACCAGCGUCUUCCUCCAGCGGCCUCCCUCUUUGGAACCCCCCUGCUCCAGCUGUGGAGCCACCUCAACCGCAAGCAGCGAGCAGCAAGCCCUCCUCCUGCGCCCUGUCCCGUCUUUGAAGAGGAGCGUCGUCCAGGGGGGUCCAGGCGCCACAGAGAUGAAGAUGAAGAGGAAGAGCCCAUUUCCAAGAGGCCACGCUUCUCCUACUCUGAGGACAUCAAGGAGGAGCCCACCCCCGCCACCUCUGCUGGGACGUCCGGGGGCUUCGUCCACUUCUUCCAGCAGCGCCACCUGCUCCAAGACUCUGACUCUGACUGA